CUUUAAUCGGACGGGAGCCGGGCGGCGGCAACAACAAGCCCAGCUCCAAGCAGAUAAAGAGUGAACUGCAACGCCUAGUAUUUGCAUAAAAUAUGUGAAACCCCGCCCUCCACAUUGUAAGGCAAUGGUGAAAGCCCAAAAAGAGGCCGGUAGUCUGUGGUCGAUUUGAAGAGGAAGCGUCCGCUUCUAAAAUGGCAAGGAAUACAUUUUUCAAGAUCAUCACAUAAUUUUCUUGAAUAAGCCAGAGAUGCUUCCGGCGCCUGGUGUUUUUUACUUUCCCUGGGAAAUCAGUUCUGGUGCCGUCCAAGAAGGAACAACAGUGAGAACAUUUGGCAGACUGAAGUGCUACCAACCGGCAGAGUCACAGGCUAUCCUAUCUUCCCAUUUUGCAGCAACCCAGCAUCAAGUUAUAGUUCACACAGUCUUUGUGGAGCCUUUUCACCCCAUACUUGGGGCUCAGUACAUUGUCCUAGGAGAGUUGGAGAUCACUGAGGGGGCUGGUUUGAGGGUCCAUGCUCGUGUGCUGAAUUGUGUGGAUGGAGUGGAUCUUACCAUUCUACAGAGUGCCAUAAAUGAACAGAGGAGUUAUUUCCAAGAUCGAGAGGGUGGGACAGACAUUCAGCAUCCCCCACCCUGAUAUAUUUUGUUUGUCACCACCAUGCUUAUCAUAUAUUUAGAAUUGUUAUUAGAAAGCUGCAUGACACCUGUAAAAUGAUGUAUUAAAUGUGCCUUUAUAACA
This is a messenger RNA of Conger conger (European conger), 739 nucleotides long. It is a transcript of the gene ten1, whose product is annotated as TEN1 subunit of CST complex. Gene Ontology annotation, molecular function: single-stranded DNA binding; telomeric repeat DNA binding; telomerase inhibitor activity. Gene Ontology annotation, biological process: negative regulation of telomere maintenance via telomerase. NCBI's taxonomy places the organism in Eukaryota, Metazoa, Chordata, Actinopteri, Anguilliformes, Congridae. The transcript is spliced from 4 exons. Bases 248 to 637 code for a protein of 129 amino acids. Gene Ontology annotation, cellular component: CST complex. The record is from RefSeq and is a predicted model, not a curated record.